CCGCCAUGUCCGGCCACAGACGGUCGCGCUCCAGCAGCACGCACUCCUUUACGAGCGUGCGAUCCAUCGACAGCGUGAAAUCCAUCGACAGCGUGCAAUCCAUCGACAGUGUGCAGUCGUUCGACAGCGCAAAGUUCAUGGACAUUUUAGAUUCAGAACCUUUCGACAACGCAAAGUUUCCCGACAACGUCAAGGCUCCCGACAGUAGCACACCUAAAGACUUCCAGCCUACCUCCGCUUCGCCCGCACAGGUCGAUCCCAAGACCAGCGUCCCAAUUACUAUGCCGCCAACCCGACCAACGAAAAAGCAUCCACGUUUCUAUCUCGACCCAAGCACGGUCGAGCUGCUGCUCGACGACGGCACCCUCUACCGCGUCUUCCGCCACUCGUUCGAGGCGCACUCGCCCGCUUUCGCUGCGCGAUACCUUGCGGGUGGUGCGGACGAGGGACCUAUCGAGCUUUCUGGUGUCUCCUCCGUGGACCUCGACCGGUUUUUGACUUUGAUCUAUCCCAGCGAAAUCGCCACCCCCGCCCUCUCCACAGCCGCCGAGUGGACCUCCGUUCUCCGCCUCGCGCACCAGUGGUCCUUCCUUUCUCUCCGCAGGCGCGCCGUCGACGAGGUCUACCGCUCGGGCAGCAUGGUGGACAAAGUUGCCGUAGCGCGGGAGUUUGAAGACCUCACCGAACUGCAAGAGUGGCUCCUCCCGGCGUUCGUGGAGGCGUGCACGACGGAGCGCUGGCUGGACGGCGUGAGCGAAGAGGAUGCGGAGCGUCUGGGUGCCGGGACGGUGCUCAAGAUCGCGAGGAUCAGGGAGGAGAGGUACUCGUACGAGGUGAGGGGGGACGACAAGCGCGAGGCGAAGGGCAGAUCCUUUGACGUCGAGCGUGCAAUUGUGAACGCGGGAUUGGCGCAGGCGCCGUCGACCUCAACGACGGGGAUCCGUUCGCCGUCACCGGUGUCCGUGGCGGAUGCUUUUGCUUCGCCCACGCCAGAUGCUUUUGCUCCGCCCAUGCCCGAUGCAUUUGCUUUGCCCGCGCCGGGUGCAUUUGCUACGUCGAAGGCAGCGACGGCGUCGACCGCACCGCCUGCGAAGACCUCAUCUGCACCCGCAGCAGCCAUGCCAUUCACGCCAGGAGCGACAACUGUAUCCAUGCCUACAGCGAAGAUCUCGUCCGCGCCUGCAACGGGGAUCUCGUCCGCGCCUGCAGCGUCGACGUCCUCCACGCUUGCAGCGAUGAUGUCCGCCACGCCUGCAGGGGCGACCGCGAAUACUCCUCCAGCGACCACGCCGGCAGCGCAGCAGGUGCCAUUCGCGCCGGAGGCGACGGCGUCUUUCGUAAGGGCAAUGAGAACGUCGUCUACCACCAUCGCACCUGCUCUGACCACGCCAGCCGAGCCUCCUCUUCACGCGCUGGCCACCCCCCCUCGCACGCUAGCCACGCCCGCUAUGUCCGCUUCAAAGGAGUCGACGCCCACGCUGUUCACUGCGUCUACGCACUCUGAUUCUGCGACUCCAGCGGUCGCCCUACCGCAAGUCAGAGCGCCAACACCGUUAUCCGCCCCGUACUUGGAAUGCGCGCCGACCGCUCCACCCCUCGCGCCCAUCGCCUCACCCCUCGCGCCCAUCGCUCCACCCUCCACCUCAGCCACCUCACCCUCCGGUUUCAUAGCAUCAGUAUUAGCCACUGCACUCGCAGACGCCGAUGUGACGAUGCCCGUCGUUGCUAACGCGAAGGCCACCGACGACGUCGAUGCGAGGGUUCCCAACGCCGCAAUACAGGCGCCCGACACCGCAACACAGGCGCCCGACGCCGCAUCACAGGCGCCUGACGCCGCGACGCAGACGGACGUCGAACAGGCCAGCCGAAUGGCUAGCAUCCAAGCGCUUAGGAUGCAACAGAAGAGGGAGAGGCAGAGACUGGCGAAAGCGGCGGCGAAGGAGAGACGGGCGCAGGAGGUAAAGGAGAGGGAUAAGGCGAGAGAGAGGGAAAGGGAGGAAGCGGAGGAGAAGAGACGAGCAAGGGAGGAGAAGGAAAGAAGGCAGAGGGAGUUGGAAGAAUAUCAGUGA
Messenger RNA from Schizophyllum commune H4-8, 2069 nucleotides. RefSeq lists its product as uncharacterized. The record is from RefSeq and is a predicted model, not a curated record. The transcript has 3 exons. Lineage: Eukaryota; Fungi; Basidiomycota; Agaricomycetes; Agaricales; Schizophyllaceae. The coding region runs from base 6 to 2069 and encodes 687 amino acids.